This is a messenger RNA of Theobroma cacao (cacao), 1789 nucleotides long. The record is from RefSeq and is a predicted model, not a curated record. NCBI's taxonomy places the organism in Eukaryota, Viridiplantae, Streptophyta, Magnoliopsida, Malvales, Malvaceae.
UCCUUUCCUUUUUGUCAUCCCCUUUUCAUAAACAGAGAUACAGAGAGAUAAAAGGCUUAAUCACUGGGGUUUGUUGUCUAGUGUCUCUUUUUCUUGUUUGAAUAUCAAAUUUGAGGGUUUGUUUAGUUGAAAAUCAUGAUUCAUAGUUGUUUAACAGAUUGUUAAGUGGAGGUUUUGAGUCUGUGUCAUAAUCAAGUUAGUUGUCCUCUAAUAAUUCUUGUAGAAUAUGGGUGUUCUUCGAUCAAUCUAAAGGUUUUUUGAUCUUUUUGGUUCUCUUGAAGGUCUUGGAAGUGGGGGUUUUUUAGUUUUGAAGAAAACAAAAGAAUGAGAAGAUCAAAGGAGAACUAUCCAGGCCACUUUGCACCUCCAAACGGUCAUGAUGGGCUGGGAAUGGGAGGUGUCACGAUGGUAAAGGACAUGGGGCAAAAUCAAAGAAGAGCUCUGAGUAGCAUCAAUCAGAACAUUAUAGGAGCUUCCCUCCACCACCCUUGUUUGGUUAAGAAAAGAGAAUUUGCAGGGAAAGAUGCACUUUGCAAUAAGAAGUCGGCUCUGGAGCAAAGACCAAAUGCAAGGCGUUUGGCUACAGAAACGGACACUAAGAACCAAACUAAGCUGACACUCAAGCCUGGUGGUCUGGAGGAUUGCAUAAUCACUAAUGUGGAAGAGUUCGAGGAUGCUAGCGAUGUCAUGGUCCCUAUGUUUGUGAAGCACGUAGAAGCAGUGCUAGAUGAAACUGACGGAAUGGAGUUUGAAAUGGAAGAUGUGGAGGACUCUAUCAUUGAUAUUGACAGAAAUGAUUCGAAAGAUCCACUUGCAGUUGUUGAAUAUGUAGAUGACAUCUAUGCUUAUUAUAGAGAAACUGAGGUUUCUUACUGCGUCUCUCCAAAUUACAUGGACAGGCAAUUUGACAUCAAUGAAAAGAUGAGGGCCAUCCUCAUUGAUUGGCUUAUUGAGGUUCACUACAAAUUUCAGCUUAUGGAUGAAACAUUGUUCCUUACCAUCAAUCUCAUCGACAGAUUCUUGGAGCGUUGCACUGUGAUCCGAAAGAAGCUUCAAUUGGUUGGCAUGACAGCCAUGUUAUUAGCAUGCAAGUAUGAGGAGGUUUCUGUCCCAUUAGUGGAGGAUUUUGUUCUGAUUUCAGAUAAGGCUUACACGAGGAAGGAUGUUCUAGAUAUGGAGAAAUUAAUGGUGAACACUUUACAAUUCAGCAUGUCUGUGCCAACUCCAUAUGUAUUCAUCAGGAGAUUUCUCAAGGCUGCACAAUCUGAUAAAAAGCUGGAAUUUCUCUCCUUCUUUCUCAUUGAGCUAUGCCUGGUGGAAUAUGAAAUGCUCAAGUUCCCACCAUCUCUGCUAGCUGCAGCAGCAAUUUACACGGCACAGUGCAGUAUUUGCCGGUUCAAAAAUUGGAGUAAGACCAGUGAGUGCCAUACUAAAUACUCAGAAGAUCAGCUACUGGAAUGCUCGAAAUUGAUGGUUACUUACCAUCAGAAGGCUGGAUCAGGAAACCUCACGGGAGUUCACAGAAAGUAUAGUGCAUACAAGUUUGGGUAUUCGGCAAAAUCUGAGCCAGCACAGUUUCUCCUGGAUCUUUGACACAACUGCUAGACGGUUAAGAAUGUUAAGUUGCAACAGCAAGCAACUCAACAACAGAAGAUGAGCAUCUUCAUUGUGAAAACUAAAAAACCUGUGUUCAUUAUUGGGAUUAUCUUUAAACUUUGGAGAGUUCUAACCUCUCCCAUUUCUGAUGAACUCUUCAGAAUUCUAAAGCAAGGGUUUUCCUUUUUCCCCA